Molecule: messenger RNA, 5365 nt
Organism: Scylla paramamosain (green mud crab)
Lineage: Eukaryota; Metazoa; Arthropoda; Malacostraca; Decapoda; Portunidae
Exons: 8
Coding region: 71-1672 (533 amino acids)
Biological process (GO): protein ubiquitination; protein peptidyl-prolyl isomerization
Molecular function (GO): ubiquitin protein ligase activity; peptidyl-prolyl cis-trans isomerase activity
Source: RefSeq, a predicted model, not a curated record
ACAACGACGGAGAGUGGACAGUGCGUUUGGCGGGAGCGAGCGAGCGGGCGGCAGCAGCAGCAGCAGCAGCAUGGAGGCAUCAGCUCGGGCGCCGCCGAGGCCUGAAGAGAUCUCCUCGCGACUCAACCAGCUGACCCUGGAGCUCAUGGCGGCAACCAAUCGACUCAUCGACAGGGAAAUUUUUCAGGAAAACACAACUAAUGGAAUUGCUGAUGUGCCUCAGGAAAGAGAAGUGACAUGCCCCAUAUGCUUUGAGCAGUUUGGGGAGGAACAUGCACCCCGGACCCUGCGCUGCGGCCACACUGUUUGUACCCCAUGUCUGGAAACCAUCCUCUCCAGGACCGCUGGGGACCGCAACUGUCCAGAAUGCCGCCGGCCCCUCAAGGUGACAGCAGUGGCUCACAUCCCUGUCUCCUACACCAUCAUGAGGCUGGCCCGGGCCUUGGAGGAAACCUGUGCUGCUGCAGCUGCAGCUGAGGCAGAGGUAGAGGAAGUGAGUGAGGCUGGUGUGCUUGGGGAGACCUGUGUCCGCCACCACUAUCCAGUGCUGUGGUGGUGCUCCAAGUGCAAGGCCUUCCAGUGCCGCUCCUGCACUCAUUAUGAGAAGUGCCCUGAGAGACUUCCUGCUGGUGAGGCAAUAGUGCAUCUCAAGCAAGCACAGGUGGAGUCAUCAGAGCGCACUGUGCUGGCAUUGAGCAAGCUCAAGAGUGACCUGGAGACUCAGCGAGACAAGCUGAACGUGUCCAUCGACCGCAUGAUGGAGGAAGUCCGGCAGCUGGAGACCAAAGUGAAGAAGGUACAGAGCCAGGUGCUGGAUGUGGAGGAAGCAGAGGCUCACGUGGUGGAGGCGUCUUCAGCCUGCCGCAUGACCCGGGCACUGGCCAGGUCAGAGGAGGUGCAGGCAGCAGCUAAGGUGUGGCUGGAGCACCAGAACAGCCGGCCCUCAUCACCCGUUGAUGAGGAACCCAUCACCCUCAACGUUCUAAAACAAAAGUUGCUUGUCACCAAGGACAUCUAUGCUCUGAAGCACAACACAGAGGGUGAGGAGAUGUUUGCACCAGUCACCGUCUGUUCUGACAAGCUUCUUGUCCACAACUAUUCCACUGAUGAGCCACCAUCCAAUGCACUCCUGAUAUCGGGAGACAGCUUGGGCAUCUCAUCAGAGAAGAAGAGUGUGUUCUUUGACAUUCACGUGGAUGGCCACUUUGAGGGUCGCAUGAUCAUCAUCUUGUUCAGACCAAAUGGGGCAAAGACAACUGCCUUUUUGGACACUUGUACCAACAGUCACGGCUACACCUACAAGGGCCUCAAGCUGCACUCCUCAUCUGUCACAGUGGAAGAAACUGCUGCCAGGGUUAUGGAGGUGAGCCACGAGGUGAAGGACACAGCUGAUCGCUACAUGGCAUCAGCAGAAGAUGACAACUACACCCGCCGCAACAUCUACCCAGGGCUGGUGAGUGGCAUGUGUUCCAACUAUAGACCUCGCAAUGGUGACCCAGAGUACCCGACCAUGUCCAGCUUUUUGGUGUACCUGUAUCACAUGAAUGGUGCCAGGGACCCCUGUGGGUUUGGCAAGGUGCUGUCUGGCCUUGGAGUGCUGCGCUAUGCCUGGGACAAGCGAGAGGCUGUGAUUGGUGACUGUGGGAUGGUGCUGCCCUUGAACAACGUGUAGUACUAGUGUAGUGUGUGUGUGUGUGUGAAAGAGAGAGAUGGUUUUUGGUUUGAAGAAAGUUUUUUUUUUUUUUUUUUUUUUUUUUUUUAUUUGGCAUUUAGUAUCUUGAAACCAUUGAUUUUAUUUAUCCUUCCUGUGAACAAGUACUCAUCAAAUCUGAAUUGUUUAUGGUAUAACUUUUUCCCCACAGUAAUGGAUGAUUAUAUAGGCAAAUAAGAAUAAAUGUUAGGACAAAGAUUAAAAACGUGUGCAUUGUGCCUUGUGAUUGUAUAUGCAUGUGCACACACACACACACACACACACUUAUAAAGUAAUCUGAUGUGGUAAAUAACUUAGAUUUUUAUUAUGAUGUCUACAAGUGUCUAUAUUUUUGUAAGAUCAACAAGUAAUUGGCCAAGAAAUUGGUGGUGGUCUUAUUUGUGUUAUAAUGAAGGUGUGUUUGUGGUGGCAGGCCCAGCUCUACCUCAGAGUGGUAUUAUCUCUCAUCAUUUUAUCUGAUAUCUCAUAUUGCCAAUCCAAAAUCAUCAUAAUAGAUAAAUACAGGUUUAGUACAUUUUUCUAUUGAUUCUACGCAAUUAGUUCUAAUACUCAAACUGAAUGCAUUUCUAGAACAACCCAAAAUUUUGUAGUAUAUGAACUCUUGUAAUUCCAAGUAAUUUUUAACUUGACACAGUUGUACAUGAAGAUUUCUGCUUAUUAAUGUGUCAGGCUGAGAGCAUAGGAGAGGAUCCUUGUCCCUUCACUCCAUUCCUUUUGUUAACUUUUCUGUCCUGCAAGGAAUGCAGUAGCAGCAGCAGCAGCAGCAGCAGCAGCAGCAGCAGCAGUUUUUUUCCUGACUCAGCCAGAGAUUGUGCUGGCAGACUUUUUCCCACCACCACAAGGCCAUCCACCACUUACCAUUCAAAUAUGUCAACAUUUCUGUUAUGGUGAUAGCAGUCCAAUUCAGUUUGUCUCAGUUUUGCAAUUGCUCAAAAGUUUUGAGCAAUGAAGAGUUGCAAGUAAUAGACUGCAUGCUUGGCCCACAGCCAAAGGAACCAGGCUUUAAAUCCUGGGCAGGUGAAGACCAUUUGGGUUUGUCCCUCUUCUUAAUGUAGCCUUUGUUCAUUAAGAAGCAAGGAACAGGUAUGGGGCAUCAGCCUGAGAGUUGUUUCCUUGCAGCUCAGCUAGAAUGAUAGGCUGGCAGUUCUGCCCGUGUGUGUGUGUGUGUGUGUGUGUGUGUGUUGCCAUGAGUGGUCUCUGCCAUACCGUGAGGGGUGAGCAGGGAUACAUACAGAAAAGAUCUUCAUGAGUCUGCGUGAAAUCAGUUUGUCGGGUAUUGAAUUAGUAAAGCAAUAUUUUUCAGUCUGUAUCCUUUAACAGUAUUAUACAGUAAAUGCUAGUCAUUUACAAGCUACACUGAGAUGAGAAAGAAGCAGAAAGAGACAGUUUCAGAAUCUUUUCAGUCACUUAUUUUUUUUGCAGCCUCUAUAUUGUCUUCUUGUAUUUCUCAUUCACUCUGGUACAUUUCUUUUCACUAUUUUCAUAUAUGAAUUUCUCUUUUUCCCUCAUCCACCAUGCAUCUCCUCCCUCUGUUGCACCCACAAUCAGUAGCACUAUUUCCAACAGAUUUUGACAUAGCUAAUUCUUUCUUUUCUUUUGUGUGUGUGUGUGUGUGUGUGUGUGUGUGUGUGUAUUUUGUAAGCAUACAGUGGUGGUGUGAGAGCUUUAGGAAGUGUAGUGACAGCUCAGUAUCUGUAAGCAUUGUAUAAUUACAGAAGUACAUGAGUGUGAUGCUAUUUUUUUAAUCUGCAUAUUCAGAAAGUGCAAGACUGGUGGCACUGAUUCAAGUUUAAGUGCUGUGCUACAUCAUAGCUCUGGGAUGUCAGAGACUUCACAGAGCACAGCCAAACAUCAUGUGUGACUUAGAUUUGUUGAAGAAUUUUGCAUCAUUCAUUGGAAGGCAUUUAUAAGGAAAAGGUGUAGUUGGCAUCCUGAUGAUAAGGCAUCUAUUUGUGAACUUAAAGCUUCUCUGAUGCCUUGUUGUGUCUGUUCCUUUAAUUAUAAGUAGUUGUGUGAAUGCUCUUGUAGCAAUCAUUUGACCAUCAUUCCAUAAGUGGAGUGAAGUUUUAUAUUCACUUUUAAUGAUAGUUGUUCAUUGUUUACCAACCUGAAUGUACAGAACACGUCAACAAUUCUUCAUGUGUGUGGAAUGUUGUAGUGUUUGUAAGGGUUUGGAGGAGCAUGAAAUGAGGUGUCCCUUGCUAUGGACUGCCUGGACCUUGGCACCAAAAAGGUGGUCUUGAGUGAUGAGACUGGGUUGGUCUGGGAACAGCUUGCAACACAGGAUGUCUCAGAUGGAGAGACUGUUGAGGUGAGCAGUGAAGGAUGACUCAAAGCCUCGGCCUGCUUGUGGUGCUGCCAGGGAAGCCUCCAGGGAACAGAGCACCACCAAGUAGGAAGUCUCAUUGUUGCUGGGUUCAUCUUACCAACGUCCUACCAAGAAUUUUAGCUUGACAUCAAACAGUCCUUGUUUUCAAACAUUCUUCUUUAUCAGUAAAAAAAAAUGUCUCAAAUGUUUGGAAGCCUUUAUUAUUGUCUAAACAUUUCCUUUUAAAAGCUAUCAAAUCAAAGCCCUUAUUACUUCAGAAAUUCCUUUGUUAAUUUUUUUGUAUAUUGUCCUCUUCAUUAAUUCAGUCCAUGUAUUACCUUGCUUGGAAAGCUUUGGGCAGCAAAGGAGAAAAAGGAAAGUUAAGGUAUUGCAUCACCAUGGCCUUGCUGGAAGCCUAACAUCCUCCAUGGAGGUGCAUGCACACAACAUUUACCUUUAAACACAAACUUGAAGGAUGCAGUGUCUGUGGCAACAGCUGGGAAACUUUUACCUAUAGGUUAUUUAUGUAUAUCUUUAUUUGUGUACAAUUUGCCUUUCUUUGGUUGAAACAAGUCAUUAAAGUUUUGGAAAGUAGAUUAAGAUCAAAUCUCAUGUUCUGUAGAAAAUAGAAAGUAUUCUUGGUAGAGAUUUGCAGCCCCAGCUGUCUUCUCUCCUAUACCAUUGCCUUGUACAACUUGCAAAUAAUGUUCAUGAACUGAAACAAUCUACUUCUGAGUGUCUGGAUUUUUGUAAACUGAUAAUGAAAUGUUAAACCAUGCUACAAAGCCAGGCUUGGACAUUAAGAAACUCAGUGAACUGCAUCCAGACAUUGCAGUGAAAUGAAGCGUGUACAGUGCAAACAAGACAGCCAGGUCUGUCCAUCUUUGUAAGCAGUGAUCAUUAUGUAACAUGCGAUCAAAAGUGUCUGUCCUCACACCCACAGUCAGAUCCUUGAAGUGGGACAUGUGUUGUUGAUAUGUAAUAAGAAAUGUUAAGUACAGACAUGUAUUGUUGAUAAGUAGUGAGAAAUUUAAAGUACAAAUAACAUGUGAAGGGUACUGUGAACUUGCCUUCCACACACAAUGUUGCCUCUGAACACCAGGAGUCAGAGGUGCUGCUCUUUGGAACAACUUAAAGAGAAACAGCAGCAUCUCUGCUCAUGGUACUUGGGCAGAGAUAAGUAAUUUUAGAUCCUCUCAAGUUUUCCUAUGCCUGGUUCUUAUGGAAAAGGUUAGGACAGCCAGGAAAGACAUGUUACUUAGAUAAGAUGCCAGAGCAAGGGAGAGGACAACUAUCAUGUACAGUUUGAAGGAGUUAAUAAAGAUGAAAGUGCUUUGAACAGUGAU